This is a messenger RNA of Darwinula stevensoni, 5263 nucleotides long. The record is from the annotation of a GenBank genome assembly. NCBI's taxonomy places the organism in Eukaryota, Metazoa, Arthropoda, Ostracoda, Podocopida, Darwinulidae.
CGUGGUUGUUGUCAUAGGAUGGUUCUGGCACAAGAUCAUACAAGCGUUGGACCUGGGACCAGCUGCUUGUCCAUGGGUUUCUGAACUUCUAUUUUAUUUCCCGGAUUUCCGUCCAUCAACAUGAGACAGGUACAGAAAUCAUGGAAAAUUUUGAUGCACAAGGAGAAGGCUAGGAGUUGCGACUUUCAUCAUAGCAACAUCGUUUUCGGUCAUGGGCGUGGAUCGCUUGAGGCCGUGUACCUUAAAGCUGCUGGAAGCAUUCCAAAGGCACAGAAGUUCAAAAACUUUCACAAGAGGCCCAUUACAGCUAUCAAACUGUGUGCUAAAAAUGGGUCCUGCCAUCUCUGCACGUGCAGUGAGGAUAAUAUCAUCAUAUGGCUGAAAGGCAAAGAUGAUGAAUACGAGUUGAAGUUUGAGCUUCCGGGGACACCAUUUGGAGAACCUGUUUCUUUAUGUCGGUUUGAUCCAAUGGACUCAUGGCUUGCCUUGGUUUUGGGGCAUGAUGUUUACAUUGUUGAUUUGCAGCUCCGGAAGUUGUAUACAUAUCUCCAAGAACACAGUGGACCUGUGACAGAUGUAGCCUUCAUAGCAGCAGAUAUUGUUGUGACUGCCAGUGAAGACAGGACAUUUGUUAUUUGGGAUCUUGGGAACCUGGAAAUGAUUUAUGAGUCUCCUGCUUUGGGUGUACAUCCCCUGGUCAGUCUUGCUUAUGACACAAAACAUGGAAGAUUAGCAGUUGGGUGUGCUGGAGGAUAUAUUUACACCUUCAGUGUCCUCUUCAGAGACAAAGUCAUUGUUAGACCAAUCAUCACUCUUCAUGAGGAGAGACUGCGAAGAAGUUUUCUGGAAGGUAAAGCGGAUCAGAUCAGCUUGAAUAGUCUGGAAGGCAGUGAUGAAGAAACUGAGAAUCUCCUCAUAGAAUGCCGCAUUCUUGCCCUGACCUUCAGUGAUUUGCCCUACCUCAAAACCUCUGAAGUUCAAGAGUGUUGUAACAAAGAUAUUGCUGACUGCUCCCUUCUCAGUUAUUGGCAUUUACUGCUAGUAGUAUUGUUGCUGUUGGCAUUGACUCAACAGAGUGAUGAUGAAUACGAGUUGAAGUUUGAGCUUCCUGGGACACCAUUUGGAGAACCUGUUUCUCUAUGUCGGUUUGAUCCAAUGGACUCAUGGCUUGCCUUGGUUUUGGGGCAUGAUGUUUACAUUGUUGAUUUGCAGCUCCGGAAGUUGUAUACAUAUCUCCAAGAACACAGUGGACCUGUGACAGAUGUGGCCUUCAUAGCAGCAGAUAUUGUCGUGACUGCCAGUGAAGACAGGACAUUUGUUAUUUGGGAUCUUGGGAACCUGGAAAUGAUUUAUGAGUCUCCUGCUUUGGGUGUACAUCCUCUGGUCAGUCUUGCUUAUGACACAAAACAUGGGAGAUUAGCAGUUGGUUGUGCUGGAGGAUAUAUUUACACCUUCAGUGUCCUCUUCAGAGACAAAGUCAUUGUUAGACCAAUCAUCACUCUUCAUGAGGAGAGACUGCGAAGAAGUUUUCUGGAAGGUAAAGCGGAUCAGAUCAGCCUGAAUAGUCUGGAAGGCAGUGAUGAAGAAACUGAGAAUCUCCUCAUAGAAUGCCGCAUUCUUGCCCUGACCUUCAGUGAUUUGCCCUACCUCAAAACCUCAGAAGUUCAAGAGUGUUGUAACAAAGAUAUUGCUGACUGCUCCCUUCUCAGGGCUAUCCUAAAGCCUGCCCCUGCACUUGUGAUUGCAACAACAACAGGAAUCCUGAUUCUGGAGACAAAAUCUUGGCAGAUUCUCUCCUACAGUAACUACUUGGAAAUAUUCCAUAAUGAGGAGACAAAGGUGGCUUAUGCCUCGGAGGUGAAUCUGAAUUUGGUGGAGACUGGACGACUAGAUGUUAUGGUUCGAGAGAUGUUCACAGAUUCUCUCCACUUCCUGGAGUUCACCUGGGCCUGUGAAGGAGAGGCCCCAUCCAACUGUGUGUGUGAUACUUAUCAGAGUUCACCACUUUCACUUCUGUCUCAGCUGCCUGUGGAUGCCAAUUCCAUCCUGCUGCGAUCAAAGCAAAAGAAUGUAACUCCAAAAGAGAGCCCCACCCCCACCAGAAAUUCAUCCACUCCAACAAGCAGCAAGUCCAACCGUGGUCUCCCCUCUCCAUCAGGAUCAAGGUCCUUCCCUGUUGUAUUCAACAAGAAGAUCAAGUCCUCUGGUUAUAGAGAGGGACCCAGGCAUCACAAGAUGUUUCAGCCACAGAUCAACAUCAGACGCAGCAAAUCCUGUGAAUCUCAGUUGCCUUUCCCAGCCUUAUCCUCACCUGAUCAAAGUCCCUCAAAAGUAGGUGACCAUCGACCAAUAUGGAGAACACGUCCCAAGUACAUGACGAUGGAGAACAUACGUCGACCCAUGAUCCUUAAGUGUAUAGACCUCUCACCUCCUGAGAAGCCACAUGAACACAUCAAGAUUUCUGCUGCUCCGAUCCGCAUGUUACGUUUCUCAGGCAGUGGUAGGAAGCUGGUCGUGAGCACAGGGAAUCGAAUGGCUCACAUUGUGCAUCAUCCGCAAUCCCUGAAAUCAUCAUAUGUCAGCAGCCUGGUUCAGUUUGAUGGAGAAAUGACUAGUGUGGACAUGAACCUAGAUGACUCCCUCCUCCUCACUACGGGUAAAGAGGUGGGUGUUUCGCUCUGGAAUUGGAGGAAGCGGCAGACCAUGUUCGUCAUCAAGGACCUGGGCAUGGGGGGAAGUCGACCCACAGAUGUGACUGAUGCACGCUUCUUCUACAUGGACAAGAUCAUUCUUGCAGCUGUCAGGAGCACUCUUCAUGUCUUCUCAUUUGCUAUAAACACAAAUAUUGAUGAUAUCAGACGAGCUCUGCACUGCCUCACCCUGCAGCCAGGAUCCUCUCGAUAUGAAAUGCAUUCCGGCCUCCAUGAUCUCUUUCUCACCUCUGCUGUCUGUGAUGGAAUCAAGCUGUGGGACCUACGUUCCAGAGACUGCGUUUCCUGGUUCACCGCCCACGAAAAUCGGACCUGUCCAUCCCGGUGUGCCUUCAGCCCCUGUGGAACAUACUUGGCCUCUGGCUCUGAUCAUUCAAUGGUGUACCUAUAUGAUUUGAGGAAGCCUGGGANAGAGUUCACCACUUUCACUUCUGUCUCAGUGAGUGCCAGUCUGCUGCCUGUGGAUGCCAAUUCCAUCCUGCUGCGAUCAAAGCAAAAGAAUGUAACUCCAAAAGAGAGCCCCACCCCCACCAGAAAUUCAUCCACUCCAACAAGCAGCAAGUCCAACCGUGGUCUCCCCUCUCCAUCAGGAUCAAGGUCCUUCCCUGUUGUAUUCAACAAGAAGAUCAAGUCCUCUGGUUAUAGAGAGGGACCCAGGCAUCACAAGAUGUUUCAGCCACAGAUCAACAUCAGACGCAGCAAAUCCUGUGAAUCUCAGUUGCCUUUCCCAGCCUUAUCCUCACCUGAUCAAAGUCCCUCAAAAGUAGGUGACCAUCGACCAAUAUGGAGAACACGUCCCAAGUACAUGACGAUGGAGAACAUACGUCGACCCAUGAUCCUUAAGUGUAUAGACCUCUCACCUCCUGAGAAGCCACAUGAACACAUCAAGAUUUCUGCUGCUCCGAUCCGCAUGUUACGUUUCUCAGGCAGUGGUAGGAAGCUGGUCGUGAGCACAGGGAAUCGAAUGGCUCACAUUGUGCAUCAUCCGCAAUCCCUGAAAUCAUCAUAUGUCAGCAGCCUGGUUCAGUUUGAUGGAGAAAUGACUAGUGUGGACAUGAACCUAGAUGACUCCCUCCUCCUCACUACGGGUAAAGAGGUGGGUGUUUCGCUCUGGAAUUGGAGGAAGCGGCAGACCAUGUUCGUCAUCAAGGACCUGGGCAUGGGGGGAAGUCGACCCACAGAUGUGACUGAUGCACGCUUCUUCUACAUGGACAAGAUCAUUCUUGCAGCUGUCAGGAGCACUCUUCAUGUCUUCUCAUUUGCUAUAAACACAAAUAUUGAUGAUAUCAGACGAGCUCUGCACUGCCUCACCCUGCAGCCAGGAUCCUCUAGAUACGAAAUGCAUUCCGGCCUCCAUGAUCUCUUUCUCACCUCUGCUGUCUGUGAUGGAAUCAAGCUGUGGGACCUACGUUCCAGGGACUGCGUUUCCUGGUUCACUGCCCACGAAAAUCGGACCUGUCCGUCCCGGUGUGCCUUCAGCCCCUGUGGAACAUAUUUGGCUUCUGGCUCUGAUCAUUCAAUGGUGUACCUAUAUGAUUUGAGGAAGCCUGGGAGCUACAUGAAGAAGCUGAUUCAGAAGAGGAAUACUAUUGUAGAUGUUGGAUUCUCUCCCCUUGAUAGGAGUCUCUUUUCUGCCUCUCUCGACGGAACUCUCGCUCAUUAUUUCAUGGACUCACGCCGUCGAUUAUGACUACCAUUCUGAGGGGUUGUGUUCUGGAUGUACUGUUUAUAGUUGACCUUGCCUUUCCUUGAGAUGUUUCUGCUUCAGAUUAAUUGAGAAUUUCUAUGCAAGUGCAAACCUGUGCCUUCAUAUGGCCUUCAAUCUGCAGAUUAUUCAAAGACUUAUUUUAUUCUGCAGAAAUAUACUCUCCACUCCCUGUACUUUCUCAAGCCAGGAUAUUCCCCUCUUUUCCCUCAAGGGUGGACUAUCUUUUGUGGCAAAGACAGAAACUGCAUAUUAUUGAAAACUUUCAUUGUCUAUCAUAGUUUUCAAAAUGUUAUUGAAUAUGCUAGCAUCGCCAAAUGGGAUUAUGAGCAAUUAAGGACUGAGAAGGGGAGAUUUGAGCUACCAGCUUGAGGAAAUUCUUGGAGCAGAGAGUUUUUUCCCCUGAAAGAUGUUACUGAUUUGGGAUUAUCAGUCCUUUAUACAGGGUGUCCCAUAAGUCACUAUACCAUUUCAAACUGCGAUAAUAAAAUGCAAUGUUCCUUAGAAUUUUUUUUUCACAAUAAUGACUUGGAAUCAGACUCAAACAGGAAUCACUUCAAAAGUAAAUUAGAAAGGUGUAAUUCUUUAGGGCAAGUUAUGGUACAGUUUGUUGAAUUCUCUUAUACAAAAUUAAAAUUCCUAAACUUCUUGUUUUCCUCUCCUAAUUUUAGAGACUUCAGAAACUGAAAAAAAAAUCAUUUCGACUAAUUUGCCUUUGCUCUUAUGGGAAAAGGCUUCACAGUUGACGCUUGAGCAGCAAAGGAAAGUUGCCACCUGGAUGGAGGUCUUUGACAGUCUCAUCAGAGUUCAAAGGGAGUUUCAGCAAUUUUGGUGCUGAGCCUCAUGC